UCUACUGUAUGUCUACAUUUGGAGUACGGUGUAGGUUUUUUUGAAAACGAUCAAAUAGCCGAAAAUCAAGAAAUAAACCUAUAUUAUUUAAUAUGAGAAAUAUCUACAACACGUGAAUGUGAAACGGACACUAUAUAGGCUCCGCAAGAGUCGGCAUUCAAUCAGUCUGUCGUCAAGUGUACACACGUACGAUUCUCCUCCGUCUUUAUUAUAUUUGUUAAGUGUUUACAAUUUUUCCAAGUCUUUAUUAUUUUUAUAAUAAACAAUUUUUAAAAACAUGGCUGGUUCAAUUGAAGACAACGCUGCAUUAUACAAGAAGAAGACCUUUACGUAUGUACCACCAUCACCACCGGCUGAACUCAUCGAAACCACAAGCUACACGAUCAACUUUACAGCACGCAAAUUCAUACUUGUCGGUGUCGAUCCUACUGAUAAUUUUCAAGUCACCGUUCAUUUAUUAACACCAUCGCGUCAUGUUAAAAUAUCGCCGGAUUUCCUGAGACGCAUAUUCUCUAUGAUGGGGCAUAUCUUAUCAUUUAUAUUAGAUACGGUCCAGUACAAGCGCAUCAUAUUUCUUGAGACGGAAUUUCAUAAAAUAUCCAGUAUGGUGUAUGGCGGAGAAAAUGUGCUAGUAAUAGAGUCAAAAACUCAGGACGGGUGCAGAGUACUGUUAAAUCGGGAGGACUUGAUUAAGCUUCAAUAUCUUGAAUGUAGUAUUUUCGAAAGUAUUGUACGGAAAGAAAUAAACACUGCUCCAUUAAUUACAAGGCAGUUUGACGAUUUUGCGAUGUAUCUACAUGAGAAAUCUGCUCACCUUAAAUCACCACCGAAAAAUUUAGAAGAGAUGUUAAUAUUCAUUAAAAACGUACAAGACGAUCGAACGGAGAAAAUUUACCCAAACAUGAUCGGUCAAAUACAAAUGUAUGCAACCGUACAACUAGCUGAAACUGUGUUACAACAGUUGACGCAUGAGUUACAGAAUGGUCAAAUGGAUACACCAACGUCUCCAAGCUAUUCGCCGGUCAGCAAUAUAUUCAGCAUGCACGACGAUUCAUCUGCACGUGAUGGAUUUAAUCAGCCUAAGGAUGAUAUUUUAGCUAAGGCACUAGAUCAUAUUGAUGGACCUGCACGGACACCAGCCGAGAUUCGCAACCCGCAGGCAUACGAGGUAAACGAUGGGCCUGAUUUUUUCUACCAAUUCAGGACGAUAUCACCACCGCAACCUUACCCAACUUUCACCGAACAUCCAGUGCCAUCACACAAACGAUCUCAGUCAACCUUCGCCAAGCAUCCGACGCCAGUACGUGAUGUUAAGCGACGUCUAUUUUAAUAUUUGUAUGACUAAUUUAUGUGAAAAUAAAACAA
This is a messenger RNA of Metopolophium dirhodum (rose-grain aphid), 1365 nucleotides long. RefSeq lists its product as uncharacterized. The transcript is spliced from 3 exons. The record is from RefSeq and is a predicted model, not a curated record. The coding region runs from base 278 to 1330 and encodes 350 amino acids. Lineage: Eukaryota; Metazoa; Arthropoda; Insecta; Hemiptera; Aphididae.